This is a messenger RNA of Hylaeus volcanicus, 1993 nucleotides long. Its product is annotated as 26S proteasome non-ATPase regulatory subunit 6-like. Gene Ontology annotation, molecular function: 3'-5'-RNA exonuclease activity; nucleic acid binding. Gene Ontology annotation, biological process: exonucleolytic trimming to generate mature 3'-end of 5.8S rRNA from tricistronic rRNA transcript (SSU-rRNA, 5.8S rRNA, LSU-rRNA). The transcript is spliced from 2 exons. The record is from RefSeq and is a predicted model, not a curated record. Bases 1 to 1869 code for a protein of 622 amino acids. NCBI's taxonomy places the organism in Eukaryota, Metazoa, Arthropoda, Insecta, Hymenoptera, Colletidae.
AUGGAUAUCAUGAACAAUUCAGAAACAUCUAACAAAACCUCCGAUUACAUGCUACUCACAAAACCAUGGUUCAAGCUAACCUUAGCCGAGUACCGAGAUGACGAGAAUUUUAGAAACGAAUUCCUCGCCAUAAUAACACGGAAAAAUAUGUCGAAAUAUUACGAAGUAGCUUGUAGGAAGUUCGACUGGAUCAUCGACGAAGAUCUGCUCGAGACAAUGAGGCUCGCGAACGAGGUUACAUGGCAGAAACUAGAGUCCCCUGAUGCUUCUAAUGUCGAAGACCCGGUAAAGAGAAAUUGGCGGGAAAAGAUGGAAUUUUUCUGCGAAAUCGGCGAUCUCGAUCGUGCCACGGACGUCGCGAGCAUGAUCUACGAAGACGAGACAAACUCGUCCAGCACGAGGAUCGAGGCUGCUUUCGGAUUGUUUAGAAUAUCGUACCUCAGGUACAAUUUUCGUUCAAUGGGGAAAAUAAUAGAGGAUAUAACGAGCCUGAUGGAGGGAUCGUGCGUAUCGGGCAGCAACUGGUGCUGUCGCAAUAAACUAAAAGUAUACGAAGCCGUUUACUGUCUCGCGACACGAAAUUUCGCACGUGCCACUUUGCUUUUAUUGGACUGCAUACCCACCUUCGAAUCGUACGAACUGUUGCCGUUCAAAGAAGUCGUUGAAUACACGAUAUUGUCAGGAAUGAUGUCGUUGUCGCGAUCUGACUUCGACGAUCGAUUCAACAAUAACGGACUGCUGCAACAGGCUCUGCUUACGGAGUCUCUUGGAUACAAAGAAUACUUUUGCUCCCUUUACGAUUGUCGUUACAAACAGUUCUUGAAAAAUCUAGCUUGGAUCGAGUCUGAACUCAAGGCUAAUCCUUUGCUGCAUUGCCAUUAUCGUUACUACGUUAGAGAAAUGCGACUGAGGGCGUACUCGCAAUUAUUACAAGCGUACAGGACGAUUAACUUGGAUAGAAUGGCGACAGAAUUCGGCGUGACAGAGGAAUACAUAGAACAAGAGGUGGCACGAUUUGUCGCGAACGGCAGGUUGCAUUGCAAAAUUGAUAACGUCGCUAAAACGAUCGUUACCGUCAGCGCCAUCGGAUGCGACAGAAAUCGAGCACCUGACGCUACUUGCGAUCGCGGACUUACUUACCAAAACAUGAUAAAAAGGGGCGUAAUCAUGGCUUAUCGAAUGUUUAAAAAAUAUCCCAGAUCUCUUAAUAGGAAAACCAAGGAAUUUAAAAGUACUUUUGAUUACUUGCUCGUGCUAGACUUCGAAGCUACGUGCAAAGAGUUGGAGAAGUUGGAGCCACAGGAAAUCAUCGAAUUUCCUUGUGCAGCGGUGUCUACGAAAAGCUGGGAAAUAGAGAACAUAUUUCAUCAAUAUGUCAAGCCGAGAGCUCAUCCGAUACUUACCCCAUAUUGCGUAAAACUAACCGGAAUCAUACAAGACAUGGUAGAUAACGAACCUCACUUCCCAGAAGUGUUCAACAAGUUUUGUAACUGGUUGGAAGAAAAUAAAUACUUCAAAGACGACAAUCAAAGCGCUUUCCUUACAUGCGGUGACUGGGACUUGAAAAUGAUGCUGCCAGAACAUUGUAAGUUGGAGAACGUAACGUUACCAGAAUAUUUUGGCAAGUGGAUAAAUUUAAAACACACUUUUUGCGAUGUGACAAAUUAUUAUCCACGAACAAUGACUAACAUGUUAAAUUAUCUCAAACUUGAACCACAGGGAAAGCUACACUCAGGCAUAGAUGAUGUAAAGAAUAUGGUCAGAAUAAUACAAAGUCUUAAAGCAAAUUACAAUGCUGAAUUUAAAAUAAAUACUGCUCCUGUAAUUCUAGAACAAUAUUUCAAACAAAAUAAAUUUAUUAACAAUUAAAAAUGUAUUUAUUGAAAAUUAUUUUAUUAAUAAUACAAAAUUACUUGUAUAAAAAUGCAAAACUACAGCGUAUCCUUAGUAAUAAAUAUUCAAAUAAAAGUAUUAACUCUAACAUUUAAAUUUA